This is a messenger RNA of Lytechinus pictus (painted urchin), 4437 nucleotides long. Its product is annotated as MAM and LDL-receptor class A domain-containing protein 1-like. Gene Ontology annotation, cellular component: membrane. Lineage: Eukaryota; Metazoa; Echinodermata; Echinoidea; Temnopleuroida; Toxopneustidae. The record is from RefSeq and is a predicted model, not a curated record. The transcript is spliced from 22 exons. Gene Ontology annotation, molecular function: protein binding. The coding region runs from base 167 to 3163 and encodes 998 amino acids.
AUUUCAGUUUCGUGUGCAGGCGUUGAUAUUUAUGCAUGUAACUAAUUUACAAGUUUAUAUAAAGCAGUCAUAUAACUGCAAGUAGUGUUAUAUAAACUGCUAAGGCCUUGAAAAAGGCGAGAAGGUUCUGUAAAAACUUCGUCGAGCAGCUUGGCAAAAUCUGAGGAUGAGGAUGAACACUUCGGCAUUUUUCUGGAUCGUUACCGUAGUAACGUUUCUUGUGAAUUCAGGUAAUGCAUUUCAGUGUGGUAACGGUCCAUCUAUCGAUGACCAGAACGUUUGCGACUUCAAACAGGAUUGCUCUGACGGCUCAGACGAGACAACAUGCCCGGCUUCAUGCAACUUCGACUCACCAGAUCUGUGCUACUGGACCCAAGACGAGGGUGACGACAUCGACUGGACUUGGUUUGAUGUAGACACGAUAUGGCAUGAGUACAAAGGACCGGUUACAGAUCACACCACACAAACUUCAGCAGGCCACUACAUGUUUGUCGACGGUACAACAUCAAGCAUUAAGCAAAAGGCCCGGCUUAUAAGCCCUGUUUUCAAGAUGGCGCCCAGGGGCUGUACGUUCUACAUGUGGUUCUACAUGUUCGGCCCUGAAUACGGCGACCUGAGAGUGAAACUUCUGGACGAGAGUGGCGAGAGUCGCGUGACCAAAGCUCUGGAUAAUGCGUUGCAGUACAACAACUGGUACGAAUGGGAGUCCCAGAUCCCAACGUGCACCGAAAACUUUCAAGUUGUGGUGGAGUCCAAAGACAAGCUUCAGGUUCCUACGGAGAGUGGUUUUGCUCUUGACGAUGUAUCGUUUGUAGACUGUGAGUUCCCGGAUCAGAUGCCCGUCGGUCAGUGUCCUCAAAGUUCCAGGCAGUGCAACACUGGGGAGUGCUACCCGAUAAAACAACACUGCGAUAUGGAGCUAAAUUGCUGCGAUGGAACUGAUGAAGCGAACUGCGAUAUACAGGGCUAUUCGUCGUGUGACUUUGAGAAUGGACUAUGUGACUGGCAACAGCUUCUCAAUGAUGACUUCGAUUGGACAUGGCAACAAGGUGGUACGCCGGACAACUGGCGGCGAACAGGUCCACAGUACGACCAUACAACGGGCACCGUUGAAGGAUGGUACGUGUAUACCGAGUCUAGCGAAAGGAGGAGAAAUGGAGAUAGAGCCGUCAUGGUCAGCUUCCCGAUCGUUGGCGUGACAUCUGGAAAAGAUUGUGAUGUACGAUUCUUCUACCACAUGGAGGGCCAGGGGAUCGGGACUUUGAAUGUUUACACCCGGACAGCCAUCAAUGGACCGUUAACUCUCCUUUGGUCCCAAGAUAGGCAGACCGGUGAGCAGUGGAACUACCAGAACUUGGAGCUGAAUGAAGAAAGUGACUUCCAGGUUGUGUUUGAAGGUGUAAUCGGCUACACUGCUGAGAGUGACAUAGGACUGGAUGACAUUAGCUUCACACCUGAUUGCGUAAGAGGGAAUAGUCUACCAGAAGUUUCCACUCCAGAUGGAGUAUUUUGUAUUCCCGAAGAGCUGCCAUGCAAUGGGAAUACUUGUAUUGAUCGAGCCAAGUAUUGCGACUUUAAACAGGAUUGUGGAGAGGAAAACGAGGAUGAAAGAGAUUGCCCUGACAGCUGUGACUUCGAAAGGGACCUCUGCUCUUGGACACAAGAUGAUACGGAUGAGAUGGACUGGUCAAUAUUUACAGCAAGAACGGUCCCCUCAGGAUACAAAGGACCUGCAACAGAUCACACCACAGGAUCGGCACAGGGUCGGUAUAUUUAUGUGGAUGGAUCUACUUCGCGGACGGGUCACAAAGCGAGGCUGAUCAGUCCCGAAUACAAACUGGCGCCACGAGGUUGUACCUUUAACAUGUGGUUUUACAUGUUCGGUCCCGAGUACGGCGACCUGGAAGUGAAACUGCGGGAUGACCGAGGUCAGAGUCACGUGACUAAAGUUCAAGACAACGCAUUGCAGUACAACAUAUGGUACAACUGGAAUUCCAAAAUUCUCCCCUGUACACAAAAUUUUCAAAUAGUUAUAGAAUCAGAAGAUAAGCUCCAGGGCCCCAUUGAGAGUGGUUUUGCUGUAGAUGAUCUGUCCUUCACGGACUGCGCAUUCCCCGAGACGAUGGCCGUUGGCACCUGUCCUUCGGAUACGAUGCAGUGCGGCACAUGGGAGUGCUACCCAGCUGUUAAUCACUGCGAUAUGGAGUUGGAUUGCUGUGCCGGGACGGAUGAGACAAAUUGUGAGAGCCAAGGCUAUAUCCAGUGUGAUUUCGAACAGGGCUUAUGUGACAACCAAUGGGAGCAGCUAAACACCGAUGAAUUUGAUUGGACCUGGCAGCAAGGCGGUACCCCGGAUAACUGGAGAAGAACUGGUCCGCAGUAUGACCAUACCAAAGGCGAUGAAUAUGGAUGGUAUUACUAUACAGAGUCUAGUGACAGAAGGAAGAAUGGGGAAAGGGCAAUGCUAGCCAGCUUUCCCAUCGCGGCUGAUACCUCGGGAAACUGCAGGAUUCGAUUUUUCUACCACAUGGAAGGGCAAGGGAUCGGUACUCUGAACGUCUAUACAAGAACCGCCAUUAAUGGUCCGCUAUCAAAGAUAUGGAGCAAAGAUAGACAGAUGGGAGAACAAUGGAAUUACGAUAACCUAGAACUACGAGUUUUAAACGACUUCCAAGUAAUAUUUGAAGGGGUUGUCGGUUAUACUGCUGAGAGUGAUAUAGGACUGGAUGAUAUUAGUUUUACCAAAGAAUGCGGUCGUGCUGCUAGUGGUCUACCGAUUGUAGCGACUGAAAAAAUGACUACAUCAAAACCUGACCGGCCCACUAUACCAUCGUGUCUUGGGGGAAGGUUCACGUGCUCAGCAGACGGAUCGUGCAUUGACGAAAGCAUGUUGUGCGAUGGCAGGAGUGACUGUCCCGACUCUCAAGACGAGGCUUCGUGUCCGGCAGAUAAAGAUAAUAAUCCCGUGGCAAUCGGUCUGGGAGUAACGUUUGGUUUUCUCUUCGUAGCUGUUCUUGCCGGUGGUGUAGCUUAUUACAUCAAGAUUUAUUCAAAGAAAACUCCAAAACUCGUCAGCAAUGAAAUGGCUCCGGGAGUAUCAAAUCCCACAUAUGGCAACAAUCCGACCUCUUUCAGCAUGGACAAGUCAGACACACAAGCAUAAUGCAACAUUUUAAAGUACAAAAGCAAAUUAUAGCACAGAAAAUCAACUAUAACGACAGUGGCAGAUCCAAGAUUUUUACAUGCAAAAACAGAAGAAAAAAAAUGCUCUCGCUCCAAAAUGGAGGUCAUUUUGUUCCCGGAAAAAAUUGAAAAGCAAAAAAAAAUCCUUACUUGCUUAUGCGUGACAUAUUCACCGAUAAAAUAUUUUUGGUGCCUCUCGAUCAACACGGAAAUAUUUCCGUGCUCUCAAAGGGGUGGGGGCGGCACAGGCCGGAUGUGCCCGGCCUACCUAGAUCCGCCACUGUAUAUCAAGUUAGAUUGGAAAGCGAGUAUUCUGUCAAGUCGGAACCAGGGGUGAUGAAACAGAAGGUAUGGAAGGGGGCGACCACCCUAUUAUUUUUUUAGAAAUACAAAAGUGACCAGCCUCCCUAAACCAACAAUAAGGUAAGGUUCUCUGUAAAAUUAGCAAAAAGUACUAACUAGAUCUUCGAAAAGCAAGAUUAAAAAUAGGUUAUCUAAAAGAGCAAUUGUCCUUCAUACUAUCCAAAUUGGAAAUCGUAAAGUUGAAUAAAAGAGAAGAUAUAAAAGAUUUUUUACACCACUUUUUGAUGACUGAGUGGAAAUUUUACCGAAAUUGUUCAAUGCUUGAGUGAACCAUCUACUUCAGACCUUUCUGCUUGCGUUCAGUAAGCUCUCGCUUGAUUUCUUCUGCAAUCAAUCGAGUACUUGUGUCGGUUAGUGUUGAACAAUUUCGACAAAUUAGUUUUUCAAGCCCAUUAAAGACCUCAAAAUUCAUUUUUGGUGGCCUAUUGGUGGUUUUGGGGUGGUUGGUCACAAAUGAGGGAAAAAUAUGUAAAAUCAAGAAUACUCAUUUAGGGAGCAAAAUUACUUAACUAAAUUUGAAGGCGUUUUUGCAUUUUUAGAAAAGAAAUCGUUGGAGGUGGGUCACUUUUUUGCUACAAUUUGAUAUAAAAAGAUGUACAAUGUAUUUUCUGCUUUUUUAAUAUGAUUUAAUUCAAUUUCGUCAUGUUUUUAUUUUAUUUUUCAUUUACGUAAUCAUUUAUUGAUUUUUAUUCUUCCGGGGAGGGGAGGGGGCGUGGCAAUAUCAGGACUGCUCGCACGUUCAUAUUUCAUGUACAUCAUUAACUGAAAUCCGUCAUUGCUUUAUAUGUUAGAACUCAACUAACAAUACAUUUUUGUUUAUUUUUGUGUUUAUCUAAAAUAUGGAAAAUACAUUAUGAAUUUGUAAAAUCAAUGAAGUCUGAACUUCUUUCC